Vitis riparia (riverbank grape) is the source of this 1634-nucleotide messenger RNA. Its product is annotated as protein LIGHT-DEPENDENT SHORT HYPOCOTYLS 1-like. Lineage: Eukaryota; Viridiplantae; Streptophyta; Magnoliopsida; Vitales; Vitaceae. Gene Ontology annotation, biological process: mRNA transcription; response to light stimulus. The transcript has a single exon. The coding region runs from base 551 to 1096 and encodes 181 amino acids. The record is from RefSeq and is a predicted model, not a curated record. Gene Ontology annotation, cellular component: nucleus.
GGACCACUUGCUUCUCUCCCUCUCUCUCUCUCUCACUCUUUCUCUCUCUCAUUCUCUGGGAUAUAUACUACAGUUGCUUCCCCUUUUCCGGGAUAGAAAAUCUAAUGAUCCGAUCCUCCAUAAAUCAUCCACCCAAUAACUGAAACCUUUCAUCAUUCUAGAUUUUUAGCCGAAGGUACUGUUUCUCAAACAAGGAAGCUCGAGGAAGAAGAAUAUUCUAUUCUCCUUCAAUUUCAAGAUCGAGAUCACAAAGAUAUGUGUCCAUGCAAAAUCUAGCAUUCAUCACUCCUGAAAAGGGUCUCAUUUGCAGUUGCUAAGGGCCAAACGCACUACAGCCAGCGGCAUCAUCCCUAGAGAACUGCAUGUCCCCACUCAGCUAAGAGGAAGAGCUUCAUUUCUCUCUCCACACAAGGAAGCAGCAGGAGGAUCAGAAAAAAUCUUCGAAGGAGGAGGAGGAGGAGGCGGAGAAGAAGAAGAAGAUCAAAAGCAACAAGUUGAAUCUCAUUAGUAAGAUCCAGGAAAAGAAAGCAACAUAAACCUAAUCAGUCCCAUGGAUUUGGUUUCACAAUCAGGAAACCCUAACUCUGUGAGCACCAUAAUCAACCCCAACAAUCCCAACACCUCAUCCACAAUCCCAUCGCCUGCGGUUUACGCUCCAAGCCGGUACGAGAACCAGAAGCGCCGAGACUGGAACACUUUUGGCCAGUAUCUCAGGAACCACAGGCCUCCGCUCUCACUAUCCCUCUGCAAUGGGGCACAUGUCCUAGAGUUCCUCCGAUACCUCGAUCAGUUUGGCAAGACCAAGGUCCACAACCAAACUUGCCCCUUCUUCGGCCUCAAAAACCCUCCUGCACCUUGCCCUUGCCCGCUUCGCCAGGCCUGGGGAAGCCUGGAUGCUCUGAUUGGACGCCUUCGAGCUGCUUAUGAGGAGCAUGGCGGAAAACCAGAGGCCAACCCAUUUGGUGCAAGAGCGGUGAGGCUGUAUUUACGAGAGGUUCGCGAUUUUCAAGCCAAAGCGAGGGGGGUCAGCUACGAGAAGAAGCGAAAGCGGUCAAAGCCCAAGCUAGCACCACCACCUGCGGGUGCAAGUCAGUGAACCAACAAAUGGAGCAGUUUGCAUUAAGGAUUCAACUACGUGAGUAAUAUUGAAAAGCUUCAUGGAAUAACCAGGAAAAGCAAAGCCAAUAGAUAUGGAAUCCUACCCGUAGAUUUACCUAUGUGGGUACAUUUCUAUAUCUUCCCUUUCCAGGUAUAGAGAUCAAUGGGUUGCUUGAGCCGUUGCUUUAAGUUAAAAAAUACCCUGUGUGUAUUAUUGGUUUGCUUUCUUAAAAACUUGGCUAUCAGUUGUUAUAUUGUGGGCGCCCUUGAAUCUGCUGUCAAUGCGAACAGUAUAGAUUGGGAGUAGCAAUAGUGGUAAUAGCAGUAGUAUUGCAGUUAAUAGUAGUAAUUGAUGCAUAUUUGUAGUACUAGAAUAUGUAAUUGAGCAUGAAUCUGUACUUGAAAGUUGAUGUAAGCAACAGACUUGUAAGCAUACAUGUUGCUUGAUUAUUUCUUCUUUGUUGAUUUCUACUUUUAGUGAGUAUUGGAACAUUUAGUACUUAAUGAAAAUCAUGAAUAGAGCUUCACUUGGAUCA